Messenger RNA from Tarenaya hassleriana, 1328 nucleotides. Its product is annotated as indole glucosinolate O-methyltransferase 4-like. The coding region runs from base 38 to 1177 and encodes 379 amino acids. Gene Ontology annotation, molecular function: S-adenosylmethionine-dependent methyltransferase activity; O-methyltransferase activity; protein dimerization activity. Gene Ontology annotation, biological process: methylation. The transcript is spliced from 4 exons. The record is from RefSeq and is a predicted model, not a curated record. Lineage: Eukaryota; Viridiplantae; Streptophyta; Magnoliopsida; Brassicales; Cleomaceae.
AACAGUUCCUCCCUCUUCUGAAAGAAAAAGUAAAAUCAUGGCCCCUGUCCCAGAAUCUGUAAACCCUAACCCUAAAACCCGCGACCAUGACGAUGAGUUGGGUUUGCGAGCUGUGAGGCUAGCAAACGCGGCCGCGUUUCCGAUGGUUUUCAAGGCGGCGAUCGAGCUCGGCGUCUUGGACACUCUCUGCAACGCCGCCGUCUCCGCGGUGGGUGAUGGGGCGUGGCUAUCACCUUCCCAGAUAGCGAGUGGGCUACCGACCGAGCCUCGCAACCCUCAGGCUCCGAUCUUGUUGGACCGUAUGCUCCGCCUGCUCGCCAGCUACUCCGUCGUGAAGUGCCGUGCAAGAAACCAUGGUGUCGGAAAGGAGGUCGAAAGAGUUUAUGCGGCCGAGCCUAUUUGCCGUUUCUUCUUGAUGAAGGCCGAUGAAGAUUUGGGGUCUCUUGCCUCUCAAGUCAUCGUGAAUCUCGACAGCGUCUUCCUCAAUACAUGGGUACAGUUGAAGGAUGUAGUGCUAGAAGGAGGAGACGCAUUCGGGCGUGCACAUGGAAAUGGCGUGAAGCUUUUCGAUUACAUGGACAAAGACAAGAGGUUUAGCAGUUUAUUCAACCGGGUCGGGUUUACUACGGCCGUCAUGAAGAAGGUUCUAGAAGUUUACAAGGGAUUUGAAGCCGCGAAUGUGGUGGUCGAUGUCGGAGGUGGAGUUGGCAUCACUCUUGGAGCCAUCACGGCAAAGUAUCCCAACAUCAGGGGUAUCAAUUUCGAUUUGAAAUGCGCCCUAGCCCACGCUUCUUCUUAUCCUGGAGUCGAGCAUGUGGCCGGAGACAUGUUCGUUGAUGUCCCAAAAGGGGAUAUCAUUGUCAUGAAGCGUAUUCUUCAUGACUGGACCGACGAAGACAGUGUGAAAAUCCUUAAGAACUGUUGGAAAGCACUGCCGGAAAACGGUAAAGUUAUGGUCAUAGAAAUCGUGGUUCCGGACAGCGGCGGCGAAGACCACGGAGCCUACUCGAACAUCGCGUUCGACAUGGACAUGCUGAUGUUCACGCAAUGUUCCGGAGGAAAGGAAAGGACGAAGGCCGAGUUCGAAGCUUUGGCCAUGGAGUCCGGUUUCGCCUGUUGCAGGUUCAUAUGCCGUGCCUACCAUUGUUGGGUUAUCGAGUUUUGUAAAGAAGCUUGAAAAUGCCAUAUAAUAUAAGUUGAAAGAAUGCUAUAUAAUAUAUAUGUGGGUUGUUUUUUUUUUCCUUUGUGGAAUGAAAUUAUGUUGUUGUUACCAUUACAAAAAAAAAAAAUUAUGUUGUUGUUGUUGUUGUCAUCCUUUUGUUAUUUGA